AUGUGCGAACUGUACAGCAAGCAAGAGACCCUGGCUCUGAGGAGAAGGCACAUCGGGCCUUCAUGCAAAGUUUUCUUUGCUGCGGAUCCCAUCAAAAUAGUGCGAGCGCAGCGUCAGUACAUGUUUGACGAGAAAGGCGACCAGUACUUGGAUUGCAUCAACAACGUUGCCCAUGUGGGACACUGCCACCCAGAAGUGGUCAAAGCUGCCCAGAAACAGAUGGAACUACUAAAUACAAAUUCUCGAUUCCUCCACGACAACAUUGUUGAAUAUGCCAAACGCCUCUCAGCAACCCUGCCGGACAGACUCUCUGUUUGCUAUUUUACAAAUUCAGGAUCGGAAGCCAAUGACUUAGCCUUACGCCUGGCUCGGCAGUUCAGAGGCCACCAAGAUGUGAUCACUCUUGACCAUGCUUACCAUGGUCACCUAUCAUCUUUAAUUGAGAUCAGUCCAUAUAAAUUUCAAAAGGGCAAAGAUGUCAAGAAAGAAUUUGUGCAUGUGGCACCAGCUCCAGAUACUUAUAGAGGAAAAUACAGAGAAGACCAUGAAGACCCAGCCAGUGCUUAUGCAGAUGAAGUGAAGAAAAUUAUUGACGAAGCCCAUAACAGCGGAAGGAAGAUUGCUGCCUUUAUUGCUGAAUCCAUGCAGAGUUGUGGCGGACAAAUAAUUCCUCCAGCAGGCUACUUCCAGAAAGUGGCAGAAUAUGUCCGUGGAGCAGGAGGUGUGUUUAUAGCUGAUGAAGUUCAAGUAGGCUUUGGCCGAGUUGGGAAACAUUUCUGGAGUUUCCAAAUGUUUGGUGAAGACUUCGUUCCAGACAUAGUCACAAUGGGAAAACCAAUGGGCAAUGGGCACCCAAUGGCAUGCGUGGUAACAACCGAAGAAAUUGCAGAAGCCUUCAGUGCCUCUGGGAUGGAGUAUUUCAACACGUAUGGAGGAAAUCCAGUAUCUUCUGCUGUUGGUUUGGCCGUCCUCGAUGUAAUAAAAAAUGAAGACCUUCAAGGAAAUGCCACAAGAGUAGGGAAUUAUCUUACUGAGUUACUGAAUAAGCAGAAGACUAAACAUACUUUGAUAGGAGAUAUCAGGGGCGUUGGCCUUUUUAUUGGGAUUGACUUAGUGAAGGACCAUCAGCAAAGGACCCCCGCCACAGCAGAAGCUCAGCACGUCAUCUACAGGAUGAAAGAAAAGCGAGUGCUUCUCAGUGCCGACGGACCUCAUAGAAACGUGCUUAAAAUAAAACCACCUAUGUGCUUCACUGAGGAAGAUGCCAAGUUUAUGGUGGAACAGCUUGAUGGUAUUCUAACAGGUUUAGAAGAAGCCAUUGGAGCUGAAACUGAGCCUGUGAUCUCUAAGAAUACUCCUAUCAAAACCAAGAUGCCCGAGGAAGCACGGUCAGAAUUGCUCAGAGACAGCAGCCUGGACCCCAGAGAAAAUCCCAGCCGAAAGAGAAAUGGAUUGUGCACAGAUUCACUGCUCAGCAAGAGGUUCAGGACAUGA
Messenger RNA from Rangifer tarandus platyrhynchus (Svalbard reindeer), 1494 nucleotides. The record is from the annotation of a GenBank genome assembly. Lineage: Eukaryota; Metazoa; Chordata; Mammalia; Artiodactyla; Cervidae.